Molecule: messenger RNA, 1041 nt
Organism: Aspergillus tanneri
Lineage: Eukaryota; Fungi; Ascomycota; Eurotiomycetes; Eurotiales; Aspergillaceae
Product: zinc-binding alcohol dehydrogenase family protein
Exons: 2
Coding region: 1-1041 (346 amino acids)
Molecular function (GO): oxidoreductase activity, acting on NAD(P)H
Source: RefSeq, a predicted model, not a curated record
AUGACAUCCACAACGACAGAGACGACCGCUCAGCUGCAGUGCAUGCAACAGGGCGGCCCCUUCAAGAUCGUGCACGUUCCCAAGCCGACGCUGGCGCCCGAAGAGGUGCUGAUCCGACAGCGGGUCGUCGCGCUCAACCUGUUGGACGUGAAGCAGCGCGACCUAGGUGUACUCAUACCGCGCUGGCCGCACGUGUUAGGCAUCGAGGGCGCCGGCGUCAUCGAAACUGUGGGCUCGGAGGUGGGCGACCUGCAGCCCGGCGACGAGGUCGCGGGCUGGGAGCGCGGCGUAGCCCUCGAGGUCUCCUGGGGCGGGGCGUUCCAGGAGUGCGUCGCGGUGCCAGCGUCCUUCGUGGCCAAGAAGCCCAAGAACAUCAGACUUGAGGAGGCUGCAUCGCUGCCCAUCGGCUUCGUCACCGCCGUCUGCGCCAUUGUCGACAGCCUCAAGAUCCCGCUACCCUUCCUGCAAGGCAUGUCGACCGAGGGGCAAGCGCCGUCCUCGAUUCUCAUCCUCGGCGGGAGCUCCGCCACGGGCGCGGCGGCGAUUCAACUUCUGCGAAAGGCCUACCCAUCGCUGCCUAUUCUGGCAACGGCUUCGGUAAAACACCACGCGCGACUUGGCGACCUCGGCGCGACGUAUGUCGUCGAUUACAAGUCUCCCACCGUCGUGGCUGAUAUUAAGGCCGCGUCGCCGGGAGCCGCCGGCGUCGACAUAAUUAUCGACUGCGUGUCGGCCGGCGCCAGCCAGACCGACAUCAGCGACGUGCUCAACCCCUUUGGCUGUAAGAGGUACGCUGCUCUCAUCACCGGCGUGCAAGUUCCAGUACCGGAGGGGGUCAACAAGCUCGACGUCAGCGCGUUGUCCGUGGUCGACCAGCCGGGAGGCAAGCAGCUCAUCCCGUCAAUCACCAAGCUUGUAGAAGAGGGCACGUACAGGGUACCACUGCCGGUUAGGGUUGUUGGGCACGGAUUAGAAGAGCUGCCUAAUGUCCUGGACGAAGUGAAGACUGUCAGUGGGGAGAAGGUGGUCGUGACGCUGUAA